AUGUCGACUAGUUAUGGACAAGUCAAGGAGGGAAAGCUAAAGCUGAAGAAGAAGAGCAUGUAAGUCCUUGUAAUUCCAGUUUCUAUAAGUUUUAUCUUGUAGAUUCAAAGCUGACAAGACGAAGAAAACAAAGAAGAAGAACGACGAGGAGGCUGGAGGAAGUCAGACAGAUCCCGAUCAACUUGAACAUGGUUAGUUUGCUGAUUUUUAACAUUUUUAUUUUUUAGGUAAUGAAGCUCCAAGGUUAUAACAUUUCUAGUCGUGGAAUGUUUUCUUUCUACUCUGUUGACCAUGUUAGCAGUGAUACCUCAGAACUCUUGUUCUGGUUUAAUUUGAAUUAUCGUUGAUAGUUGCACUAAGAAAUCUUGUUUGACUGUGCGAGUCACCCAUAACCUUUUUAUUUUUUCUGAUAUAGUCUACUUAAUCUUUUUCCAGGUGGAUGGUGGAGAAUCACGGAUGAGACCAACUUCCGAGGAGGUAUUGAACUUGCUCUCGAAGCCGGCGAUUUCUCCAAUUGUUAUCUGGCUGCCCAAGACAAUGGCUACUUCACGCUUGGACCGAAACACUUUAAUGAACUUGAGCCUCAUCCAGAAGAAGUUUUAUCAUUAAUAAAAGCUCCAGACGAUGAGAAAUUUAGUUUGAAAACUGGAUUUGGACGAUAUUUGGGAGUGGAAACUGAUGGGCGAUUAGCGGCAACCGCUGAAGCUGUUGGACCGAGAGAGCGAUUUGAAGUGGUAUUUCAAGAUGUAAGCUUGAUAUUGGUGAAAGUGGCAUUAUUCUAUUCAAUUUCAGAACAAGUCAGCGAUCCAAUGUUCAGCCAGCAACAUGUUCAUCUCAUGGGAGCCAGAUAAAGAUGGAAAUGUGUAUGCGUCAAGCAAGACGGCGGGUCCAAAGCAAUUUUUAAAUGUGAGUUGGCUGUUUUUCUUCUUGUUUGUUUCUGAAUUUAGGAAUUCUAAAGUGUUUGUGAAGCUCUAGGAACAUUUUUCCGCAUAUGAUACCUAAGUUUUGCAGAUCCGUACAAAUGCCGCGAAAAAGGUUGCAGCAGACUUUACAGCGGCUGAAGAUUUGUUGGAAAGUGGUCAAUGCGAAGACUCAUAUGUCAAAAUGUAUCAACACUCCAAAGUUGACCUAAAAAAUAAGCACAUUUCCAUCAAUCUCCAGGAUAAAUCAUCAAUCAAAAAGGCCAAGAAGACCGGGAAUUUGCAUGAAACCCUGCUUGAUCGACGUGCCAAACUCAAAUCUGACAAGUAUUGUUAA
This is a messenger RNA of Bursaphelenchus xylophilus (pine wood nematode), 1257 nucleotides long. NCBI's taxonomy places the organism in Eukaryota, Metazoa, Nematoda, Chromadorea, Rhabditida, Aphelenchoididae. The record is from the annotation of a GenBank genome assembly.